Rhincodon typus (whale shark) is the source of this 1326-nucleotide messenger RNA. Its product is annotated as interferon-inducible GTPase 5-like. The record is from RefSeq and is a predicted model, not a curated record. Gene Ontology annotation, cellular component: membrane. The coding region runs from base 1 to 1326 and encodes 441 amino acids. The transcript is spliced from 2 exons. Gene Ontology annotation, molecular function: GTPase activity; GTP binding. NCBI's taxonomy places the organism in Eukaryota, Metazoa, Chordata, Chondrichthyes, Orectolobiformes, Rhincodontidae.
AUGAGCCUUGGUGAGAAAGUUGGGAAAAUCAGGAUUAUUUUAAACAUAUUUUCUUCCAAAGAUCAAGGAGGUGAACCUUCAGAUUGUUUGGAAAAUCAAACAGUGGAAUCUUCAAACUCUUCAUUCUUCACUGAGGAAGAGCUUAACAAACUGAAAUCUGAUUAUGAAACGGGUGGAGUGGAAAUGGUUAAAAAAGUGUUACAGCAGAAAGUAACUGAGCUGGACAAGACAGCACUUAAUGUUGCAGUGACAGGAGAAACGGGUGCAGGGAAAUCUUCCUUCAUCAAUGCGAUGAGAGGACUUCAGAUCGAUGAUGAGGGAGCAGCUGAAGUUGGUAACAGAGAAACCACAAAGGAGCCAACCGGAUACAAACAUCCUCCCAACCUGCCAAAUGUUUGUUUCUGGGAUCUGCCAGGAAUUGGGACCAAAAAAUUCCCAGCGAAUAAAUACCUGAAGGAAAUGAAAUUUAAGAAAUAUGAUUUCUUCAUCAUCAUCUCACACUGUCGAUUCAAAGAAAAUGACACAAAAUUUGCCAAAGAGAUUAAACGGCUUGGGAAGAAUUUCUAUUUUGUUCGAUCUAAAAUCGAUAAUGAUCUUGAUUCAAAGAGAAGGGGAGGGGGGAAAUUUAAUGAAGAGGAAGAACUGGUGAAGAUCAGGAAGGACUGUGUCAGCAAGCUGCAACAGGCAGGGAUCCCAAAACCCAGUGUGUUCCUGAUUUCAAACUUGGAUCUGCAUCUGUAUGAUCUUAGUCUGUUAAAUAAAGCUCUUGAAGGUGACCUUCCAUGUAUAAAGAAAAGUGUGUACAUGCUGGCCCUUCCAAAUUUAAACUCAGACAUUGUGGAGAAGAAAAGGAAAGAGCUAAAGAAACGAGUCUGGAUGUUGGCGACGCUUUCUGGUGUAAUCGGGGCAGUGCCAGUUCCUGGAGUCUCCCUUGCUAGUGACAUCAGCAUACUGAUUGGCGGAAUAAUACAUUUCCGUCAAUGUCUGGGUCUGAAUGAUUCUGAUCUUGAAAGACUGGCCAAAAGGGCAGGGAAAUCUGUGGAGGAUCUGAAAGCAGUGAUAACAACUUCCCUGGUCGGGGGGGAGAUAAUUCCCGAUGUCAUAAACAGAUUGGCCUGGGGUGUUGCUGCUGUCACCAUCUCAGCAAUUGAGCUCGCCCUUGACAUCAUCCCAGUGGUUGGUUCCAUCUUUGGAGCAGGGUCAUCGUUCCUUAUGACAUACAAACUGCUGAAUGCUGUGCUGCAUGAUCUUGCAGAGAAUGCACAGAGAGUGGUGACAGCUGCAUUUAGGUCCGAAAAUCAUCCAAACCAAACAUCAGUACAGUGA